Molecule: messenger RNA, 696 nt
Organism: Clonostachys solani
Lineage: Eukaryota; Fungi; Ascomycota; Sordariomycetes; Hypocreales; Bionectriaceae
Source: the annotation of a GenBank genome assembly
AUGACUUUGCUUGAAGCAUCCCGGCUACCUAAGUUAUCGUGGAAGCGCUUUGCUAUUGAUGAAGCAGCCUUUCUUUCCAAAGAAUUUGCUAACUGGGAGGUCGAUUGCCGUAUUGCCCAAUCUCGCGCUGUAGUAGCUCGAAUAACGGGGCAGAUAGAUUCGGCAUUCGCUUGCUUGGAUGCGACGAUUGGGGACACUUUGAGGGAGUUGGACAACCCGCAGUUGGCCGAAACCUAUCUUCAAUCGGAAAUCGCGAGAAGAACAGGAAAUGGGAUCACUGCUGGUGUAGCCCUUCUUGAGCUAAGCCUGGCGGAGGCCUUGUUUGCGCAGGGUCGCUUGAAAGCAGCAGAAGUCAUCUGCAAGAACAUCCAGGAUCGACCAACACUUUUGAAAUUCGAGAGGCUGCGUUUGCACCUUCUGUCUGGAAGGUUGUACUUUGAAACAAACGACCUUGAUUCCUUGACACAUUGGAGCGCGGCGUUGAGAGAAACCGGAAGUUUCCACCUCACUAACGGGCGUACUACCCGAGUCAUCGUUUUAUCAAUUUGUGAUAUUCUGCGACGUCUUGGUCACGCCGACCUGGUUCAGCAAUCCAUGCAGCAAGUGGCUUUUCUCGAGGAAGCGGCUGACCCGAUGGCAAUCAACUAUUGGAUUGCACGUAUGCGGCACUUGCAGUCUUCCAGGUCCAAAAUUUGA